Trypanosoma grayi is the source of this 315-nucleotide messenger RNA. RefSeq lists its product as hypothetical. Lineage: Eukaryota; Euglenozoa; Kinetoplastea; Trypanosomatida; Trypanosomatidae. The coding region runs from base 1 to 315 and encodes 104 amino acids. The record is from RefSeq and is a predicted model, not a curated record. The transcript has a single exon.
AUGCAGCUCCAUCGGGCAACAAUGCCGCCAACUGUCUCCUGCCAACCAUUCCGUUCUUGCUGCUCCUGUUGCCGGGGCCGCAAACCCUCCUCCUCCCUCGACCCAUGUUUCACUGACAACAUCGACCCAGUACGGUGUCUGCCCACUGCACGGACGUGCACUGCAGGGAUGAAGACACUGCGCUGCCACCACUGCAGCAGCAGCAGCAGCAACAGUAGCACUGUCAACAAGAUACGCGCGCAAAUCAAAAAAAUAACGGAAGAAUCGAACAGGCAAACCCCAAUUAAAGAGAGGAGAUAUGAAGGUGUUGAAUAG